AUGCGUUUUACAGCCUUCCAAAUUAUUCCCGAAUUGCCAAGAGGAAGUACAGACAUUAUACCACCAUCAACUGUAGGUAACAGUGCGUUUAACAACCUUCCUCUUUUUGUUGAUAUCUAUCUAUCUAUCUAUCUAUCUAUCUAUCUAUCUAUCUAUCUAUCUAUGUGUUUCAAAUUUUUGUUUCUAUCUAUCUAUCUCAUCUGUAUGUAUGUAUCUAUCUAUCUCAGUUUGUUCAUAUCUAUCUGUCUAUCAAUCUGUCAAUCUGUUCAUACGUAUGUAUCUAUCUAUCUAUCUAUUUAUCUCAGUUUGUUCAUAUCUAUCUAUCUAUCUAUCUAUCUAUCUAUUCAUUUAUAUAUUAAUUUAUUCAAUGUUAUCUAUCUAUCUAUCUAUCUAUCUAUUUAUCCAUCCACAGUAAAAUUUAUUUAUAAUGAAUUCUUCUAUCUCCUAUCCUCUAUCUAUCUAUCAUCUAUCAUUGUUAUUCAUACUGUCAUCAUAUCAUGUUAUAUCGAGAGUUUCCUUGAAACAGUGAAAAUUGUUUUUUAA
Messenger RNA from Acanthosepion pharaonis, 543 nucleotides. NCBI's taxonomy places the organism in Eukaryota, Metazoa, Mollusca, Cephalopoda, Sepiida, Sepiidae. The record is from the annotation of a GenBank genome assembly.